Molecule: messenger RNA, 2649 nt
Organism: Monomorium pharaonis (pharaoh ant)
Lineage: Eukaryota; Metazoa; Arthropoda; Insecta; Hymenoptera; Formicidae
Product: L-lactate dehydrogenase A chain
Exons: 9
Coding region: 301-1452 (383 amino acids)
Biological process (GO): carboxylic acid metabolic process
Molecular function (GO): oxidoreductase activity, acting on the CH-OH group of donors, NAD or NADP as acceptor
Source: RefSeq, a predicted model, not a curated record
AAGAAGAAUCUCAGUUGACUGACCGAAAAGACUGCAAUCAAUCUGGAGAUCUGUGACCGCUUCGUAUUUCAGGCCGAUCCGGAUCUGCAUAAGCGUAAGCAGCGACCGCCGUUCAUUUGUAAGCCCCUACCUGAGAAGCUGCGACCACCGCGACGAGCGUCCGGAGUUAAUAACGCAGGGAAAAGGAAGUCACGCGAUUGAGGUAAUGAGGAUGAUGAAACGACGCGGCUGAUACACCUAAAGCGUUAAUACGUCUCAAACGAGCGGGCUGCUCGGUGAGCCAACAGCAACGACUGAAGCAUGGCUGACGAAGGAUCUGACAUAUCUAAAAGGGACGAUACCCCGGCCGACAGCAAUGCCGACGACAAAGUGCCAGAUGAAACCGAAUGCGACGACAUCGAAAAAACUCCAAUCACGACAACCACCACGAAGAACGCUUUAAUAACGACGCAGCUUGGGCCAUGUGAAACCUAUCCGCAUCCUAUCAAAAUUUCGAUCGUGGGUACAAGAAAAGUUGGAAUGGCUUGCGCUAUUGCAAUUUUAAUGAGACGUAUAGCAAGUGAGAUUUGCCUGAUCGAUCAAAAUUUGGACAAGGCUUCUGCCGAGGCUGAAGAUAUUCAGCAAGCUGGUAUCUUUCUGGGAUGUCCGUUGGUGACUGGCACAUCAGAUAUCUACAAGGUAAAAGACUCGACAAUAGUAAUAAUCGCGGUUUGCGAAAAAAGACCCGAUGAGGAAUUGAAUGUGAAGCGCAACAUCGAGGUGUUCAAGAAGAUCGUCCCUACAAUCACAAAGUUGGCCUCCAAGGCGGUGUUACUAGUUGUAACUCAACCGAUCGACGUAAUGUCGUACAUCACUUGGAAGUUGUCCAAGUUUCCCUCAAGCAGAGUACUUGGCACGGGGACUCUUCUCGAUACCUGCAGGUUUCAGGAUUUACUGAGUCGGAAGUUGGGACUGGCGCGCACAUCGAUCAGCUGCAUGAGUAUCGGCGCGCAAGGCGACAUAUCUGUUCCCAUAUGGUCGAGUGUUCAUGUGGCGGGUACGAAGUUACGCGACAUAAACCCACGAAUGGGUGAGGCGGAUGAUCCCGAGAAGUGGCGUGACAUUUCCGAAGCUGUAAAUAAAACCGACACGGAGCUUAAUCGGAAGAAGGGCGAAAGAGGGCCGAGCUGUUGGUCUCUUGGCUUCUGCACCGCUGAGAUCGUCGACGCUAUCGUCAGGAACACUAAGGCCGUAUUGCCAGUGUCGACGUACAUACACAGUUGCGUCCACGGAACCGAUAAAGAUGUGUAUAUGUCGGUACCGUGUGUUCUCGGCCGAGAGGGUGUGUGCGCCACCGUGCGACAAAAGCUGAGCGAUCAGGAGAGGACGGCGGUACAACAGUGCGCCGACAGCAUCCGCGGUGUGCUGCGUGAGUGCGGCAUUCUUCGCGAGUCGAGCGACAUUGAAGAGUGACGAUCGGACGGUGGACCGAGGAAAGGAGGAAAACGAGAAACGUAGAAGACCUGCGAACGGAUACGCGGUGCGGAAAUGGCGAAUAGGAAGAGGAAGGGAGCAACGGGGCGACGAUCCUAGAAUGCAUCUUCAUCAAUAAAGGCGAUGCUGCACCUGGCAACCGGUUUCGCGGCAUGCGUACAUUGGAUCGCCGUAAUAAACGAUAUAUGAGUGAAACGCGACUUCCUGGAAAAUUAAACCUGCCGCGUUCUCCUAAGAUUACCUGCGAACGGUACAUGCAACUCGCGCCACAAUGUUGCACGCGUGCGGAGCUUAUUAUCGUUUCUUUUUUGCUCGAUCGAAUUUUGAUUUACGCAGCCGAACGAUGUACAGCGGAAAGGUGAAAGGGUGGAUGAAAAUGUAUUCUCCGUUGCACAUGCGAGGCGAGCAUAUGGUGGAGUAUUGCGGCUAAAGGAGAUUGGAUAAUUUAAACUACAACUUUUUUUUACAUCAGCUUUAGGUCUUGUUGUGCAGUAAAGUUAUUGUUGUUAUUACAUAGAUAUGUAUAUAUAUUUUUUUUAAUAGCGAAAAUUUAAUGGUUAUUGUAAUGAAACAGUACGUCUUUGUAAUAAGAAAAAAAAAUAGCAAGCUGAAUUAGUAAGGCCUAUAAGGAUAGAAUAAAAGAGUCGAUUCCUAAGAAUCCCUUCUCGAUCCCUUCUCGAAUAUCCUGUAAAACACAAAUUAGCAGUAUCUCUUCAGAAACGCGGCGCAUCCCACCUGUGCGGUUUCGCAGCAGCUGUCGAUCAAUUUUACAACCUUCUAUCCCUAGAAAAACGAAAACUAUAGAAACGUUCGAUGCGUCGUCCAAUUGGCGAUUCGUCUCUGCAUCUGCCGCGUGCGUUUACCUUUUUUUUUGUAUAACGAGCAUUCUUUCCAUUCUAUAAUUGAUUCUGUACGGCGCGAUUGAAUUUAUCGAUAGCAUCUUUUCGUCCGUGAUCGAACGUGUUAAUCGAAUUGUGUAUCUCCUGCUACAAGAUAACUCGAGGUACACAUCUGGUACAUAUAGUACAUUAUGCGCGUACGAGAUAUACGUCGAACACGAGAGGCGAAGAGAGUUCUUUCACGUUCAAUCAUACGGAAUCAGUACAAUCAUCUUAUUGCGCGUCCUAUUUUACGUAGUCGUCCAAAAUUGACAAUAAAUCUACUUGUUACAAUAAA